GCUGUUGCUGCUGCGCUGCGCUGCAUCGGCCAACUCGAGCACUGGCAACAAGGCAUCACAAUGACGGCCCGUGGCACCGACUCAUCUUUAUCCCUUCCACUCCACCGGCAAAACUCCUUCUUGGGCCCGCCAAAUACGUAUCCUCCAGGUUCUCUGUCCGAUCGGAUCUCGUCCACGCUGACUGCAAGGUAACGCGCAGGAUGGUGGCGGCGAGGCCCCUGGCGCCAUGGCUCGAAAUUAAACUUCGCUGACAGACACACACUGCUCGGCACUGCAGCAUCUCGCCUUUCCACCGCUUUCAGUUCGUGACGGGCGGCAGAAUCCUCCCGCAACCUGUCAGCGAACUCGCCUGUUCUCCUUGGUCACCCACCUGUCAGUGGGUGCUUGUCAGUUCGCCCGGUCCACUUCCUCCCUUACAGAACUGUCACCUCGACAGAGGGGACGGUCGAGGUGGUGGACCGUCGUUGACCCAAUACCGUUUGGCCUUCAGUGAGGCCACCAUCUUCCGAGUCCACCCUUGCGCUGUCCACUCGGAUGUCGCCAUGAUUGACUCGCUUUUGCCAGAUGCUUUGUCGGCAGGAUCGAGUACGGAUGGAUACUCCUAGCCCUCAACGCCUCCAGCGCCUCCUAAGCCCAGCCAGCCUCUCGAGAUUGGCCCGUGAUGCCUCGCUCCAAUCGACGUCCAACGUUCCGCCGCCUAGGUCGAUUCCAUGACCAUAUUUUCCAUUGCUACAGCACAGUUGUGUAUUCCCAUGGACGAACUGGAGCUUGUUGCAACGGUCCGGCCUCCACCUCAUUGCUAUGUCUGCGUCCGAGCGCUCCUGAGCCGCAGGCUACGAGUUUGGCGUCCCUCUCUCGAUCUUAUUAGGUGCCCAGCCUCAUACCUGCCCGCAACCCAUGACCGCCUAUCCCUCGAUAAGACAUGCCUCACAUCAUACACCACAUCAAACUGUUCCUCGCUGCACGGUACGGAGAUUUGAUUCGCCUUUGUACUCCAUGGGCGUCGGCUAGGGUGUUGUGUCGACAUCAUCUAGCCUAGCCUCCUCUCAGGCCGGCACCCACUUAUUACUCGAUCGACAAACCCUGCCCCGGGAGCCACGUCCUAGGGGCCUCAAUUCCCUGGUUCUGGCUUUUGCUGGCCGACCCAUGCCAGUGCUUACCCCUGUUGUUCCACAAGAAACCCUACCCGUGCACCCGAUACAUCAGCGGGCUCCCAAAACCAACACAUACUACACCGAUUCAAAUCCAACUCCACCGUCAAAACACGCCACUCACGCGCCGCAAUAAACCUAAAGACCCAAUGUUGAACUGGUUUCCUAUAUCUCAGAUCACGAGUCCUUCUCCCGACCGAGCUGGCUCAUUUUUCGCUUCUCUUGUCUCGUGGAGAGGACCCUCUGUUUAUUUCCGUUGAGCACCACCCAUCUUGUUAUUAGGCAGAUUGUCCCAAAUUUGUAUCGCUAAGUCUUAGAACGAAGAGCGAUCUUUUGCUGUUGAGCUACCUGACCGGCGCGCUCAGAUCCACUCUUGGGAUCUUCCCAAGUUCUCCUUGCACAGCAGCAGCAGCAACAGCAACAGCAACAGCAACAAUUGCCACCUUUUCGAGAGAUCCUAGGAACUCGCUACCCUUCUACAUCAGAGUCGGCGCCCUCAGGCGGCCCCAUUGUCUAUCUUCAACCAAGUAAUAUGACCAAAGGGACUUUCCAUCCGCCCUCAGUAGCCUCGAGAUCAGAUCCACCGUCACCAGAGCACUCCCAAACCGGGAACAGCGUCGAAGCCUUCGACAAUAUGUCUGCACGCAGCGUCGAAUCCGUGUACCCCGUGCCUCAUCACCAGCGGCGUAGCUCGUCCUGGAAUUCGACGUCGCAAUACCCGGAGAUGGUCGGCCCAUAUACCGCUCAGCCGCGUGCCCAGUACCCUUCUCAGCCCUCUUUCCCGCCUUCCAGAGCGAGUCCCAGUCUACCACCAAUUCGGGACAUCGGCGGUUAUGAUUCGCAGUACCCGCCUCCAACGAGCACCUAUCCUCAGACAUACACAAACCCGCCCGGGGUUGUGAACCAUGGAACUCAGGAGGCUUACUCCUACCCAGCAGACCGGUCAGCUUAUUAUGAUUCUGUCAAUCGCUAUGGACAAGGUUACCCACCCACAACUCGCCCAGCUGUUCCGCAGAUGGAUUAUGCGAGAUAUGCUCCUUCUCCCUACGAUUACCGGGCUGGGGUAGCGUACCCAUCACCAUACGGGACAGUGGACUACGCCUCAAGCCAGAACACGGUACAUCAUCCAACCUCUCCCACUGUUGGCGCGGAGACAGAUACACGCAACAGGAGACGGAGAGGGAAUUUACCAAGGCAGAUUACGGAUAUCUUACGUGCUUGGUUCCACGAGCAUCUGGACCAUCCAUACCCAACCGAAGAGGACAAACAGGCCUUCAUGGCCAGAACUGGCCUCACUAUUGCACAGAUUAGCAAUUGGUUCAUUAAUGCAAGAAGGCGCCAAUUGCCUGACUUGCGGCAUGCUCGCGACAGGGGCGCACUGAACUCGGGGGGUGACUAUGACCCCGAUCAGGCACGGCGGCAGCAGCAACACCAAGCGGAGUCUGCUUUGAGAUGAUGACCCAAGAGGAUCCUGCCUCCAGUUCUCCUGGAAACUCUAAUUGUCAAUUUUUCUUUGGAGAUGGACGACUGCUUUCGAGUUCUUAAGCGGGCACAAUGUUCUGCAUUUCGGGCGCCUCUCACUUGAUGUCUGGGAUUACCAGCAAUUGCUUCAAUGCUGCCAAACUGACGGCAGCUUCUUUUGGGCUGGGACAUGAUCAAGCAAACGAAUGACGUGUAACGAUGGUUCAAGAUCGCUUUUGACAUGGCUGCGUUGAGGCCACAGACCUGUCUAGUAAUGAGAAAGAUGCAUUUGUGGGAUAUCCUCUUGGAUUAGCUUCUCGGUCUCCUUGGGUGACUUCAGUCCGGAUAGGCCCGUUUCUUGUCAAUAAUAUCCACUACUAUAUUACGAGACACGACAGAAAAGGCGGUCGAUCCACCGGCGCAGGGGCUGUGGGCGUGCGACCAGCAGAUGAAGUAAGUUGGCAGGUGACAACUGGAGUCACGUCCCUCGGUCGCUUGAGCUCCCACGCGUGUCUCCAGGUCUGUCGUGCUGGUUUGUUGCUGGCUUGUGCACUUGAGGGUGGCUACUAGUACUACUUGCCGGGUCUCUGUAAGCAAAUCUGAAUAUUGGCAGGCAUACAACAUGUGGUUGAUGACUGGCAGCUGCAAAAUGCGACAUUAUUAGUACUACCACAUCAAAGUGGUACUGAGGAGAUACCUUAUGUUGUAUUCACUCAGUGGGCUGGUUACGUUGACGGCCAUUCAAGUUAUACUACGAAUUGACAAGAAAGUCGCGCACCAAAGCCUUAUACACGGCACGAGGUGUCGAUAGUAGUAGAGGGGUUGAUUUUGGUACGGUUCGAUCUGAACUUGAAUUUGUCGACCUCUGCCACGCGUAUUUUGUCGGCCUGACGAAGUAGAAUGAGUCCCGAUCACGGUGGCUUUAGGCGGAAGUAUUUUCCUUCGGCAAGUCAUGGCGGCGACGAUGAGGGAGUCCAAAGACUUCUAGGCAGGCUUAUCACUCCUUCUAGUGGCUAGGAGCUAAUUACUGUUCCCUCCCGCAGCAGGGGAGCUGGCUGGGUCGCCCUCAAAACAGAUUCGAGAGCUAAUAAAAAGCAGCUCAUCGCGCUGGGGGCCGGUGCUGUUAGUCCUGCAACCGUCAGUAUCCGGCAUAUUUCUAGCACACCACGGCAAUAAUGAACGAGAACCGUGGCCAAAGGCACGCCGUCAUUCAGACCAGCCGCCCUAGGGCCUACCACUGUCAUGCCUGCUGCAUUCCUGCCCAACUUCAGCUCUGUCGGGAGCAGUGUCAAGUAGCAAUACGGUUGACCGAUCGUCAUGCUUCACCACACCGGUCGGCGAUAUACUUUGACCAUCAUCGCGAACGAAGACCACUUAUCCGCGAACUCUCGUCACAUCAUCAGCCCGCUGCCAAGGGAACUGAACAACAGGGGGCGAAUGACUUGGGCAAGAGAUGCACGGAUAGUACGGGCUCGCACUGAAAUGAUUGAAACUCUAUUCGGUCUACGGACAAUAGAUCCAUCAAGCCAGAGAAACAGCAACCGGCGACUCGCCAAACCUGGGGCAAUGGUGUCCAUCAUGCAGUGCCCGGGCUCAAGUAAGAGGCCUAGCUAAACGCCAUUCAAUGCAUAGUACUGCUGCUGGGACAACGGUGCGAUCCCCGCUGGGCUACGCAUGAGCAAGGCCCAUCCGAGUCGGGGGCAUCUAUCGGGAGCUGGCCUUCUACCCACGGCGGCUAAACAAUCUUGCACUGUCCUGAAGUCCUGUGAACAACGACAGAACAUUCUGCGCCGAUGAAGUUCUCAGGUUCAUCGUGUUCAGGUUGUAGUAUGCUUUCCUAAACAACCUCUCUCACUCAUAUGAAGCACUGCGACGAGGCCUUAUACAUAGCUUGCAAAAAGCCCCGUAUAAGGCCCGUAAAAAACUAAAGAAAACUAACAUUUGAGCCUGGCCAUGGCCCUCGUGUACUACUGACCUAUCUAUCAACAGAAAUUUCAACUGUCCGGCUCAGUACUCAGGCUGUCUGUGAGUGAGCGAGGAAAGGGCGACCCUCGCAGCCACCCAAACUCAUUAUUGGCGAGAGGAUUUGCUCUCACCAGAAGCUCAAAAAGUCUUCUCGCCACUGAUGCCAGAGUCAGGAGCGUUUCUUGUGGGUUUUCUGGUGGAGAUAUGUCAGUCUGCGCCCCGGAUUGUUUACUUGGUGGCACCCUUCGGUAGCAUCCACUCGAUCAUGAUUUCAGACCGAUCGUACCUUUCACAAAGAGUGCAGAGCAGCCCUAGGCCCUGGAAAAUGAUUGAUUGCGGGCUCCAAAGCCCCCGUGGCUGUAGCUGCCACUUGAAAAUCCUUCGACGCACAAUCCCAGCCCCUUCUUGGAGUCGACAGCGGCUGUUCCUGAGCUGGCAGUGGGCAACAAGGUAUCACCCCUAAAACAGAAGCAACUAAAAACCAUCUCUUACUUCCUGGCUCUGCAUCAUUCAGCAUGCUUCCCAUACGCAGCAGAGCAUUUAAACGGUCCAGGGGUUGAAAGCCGGCCCUGGGACGAGGAGGCUGGUAACGCUCCAAGCGGCGCCCAUGGCUUCGCAGUGAGCCACCCAACUACUAGGUACAUGAUACAUGGAAGCCAAGUGAUAACCGGAAGCCUCCAGAGACUCUUUCGUCAUGGUCAAGUUGAGGUCAUAGCCCAGGAUGUCACGACACCAGUCGUGUGAGGAGGAUGGAGCCUCUUUCCUCCACCCACCGGCUGAAGCUCGACAGGCUUGAAGGCCAUCAUGAUCUCUAAGCGAGAAACCUAUACGCGGCUAAAGAUGCAAUAUAUGUGGAGAUGGCACAGCAGUGGCUCCCACUACAUCGCCCUCAGCUUGUAACCACUUGUUCGAUUCCCAUCAUGGGUCACUGUCGCAUCUGCCAAGCUCUUCCUCAAGGAGCAGCCAUCAACAUCACGAAAUCUUGAAAACAGUUAUGUUGGCUUGAGCCAUAUCAGACCUAACGUAUCUCCUUUGCAUAUAGGAGGGGUUUCUGCCAAAAGAUCCUGAAGACGCUCUUUCUACCUUCAGGGACCGCCCGGGCAUUGACACUUGCGGGUCCGAAAUUACCAUGAACGGGUGCAUCGUCUCGAAAACGCUGUUUGGCGCUUUCUUUAUCCAUGGCGUCCAUGCUAUGCCUUAGAUUUAUGCAAGCAGCGUGGCUAAGCGCUUUCACCCUUCAUCGUCCAACCUUAAAUCUUCUGUCGAGCCCCACGCCUGGAUUUACGAUCUGCAUGAACCUGUGCAGCGUUGCUGCUCGAGGAGAACUGUGCCAUGAACAUCUCAUAGCACAGUACAUGCAGUGCCCAGAGAUACCAAUCUCAAAAGAAUCAAGUGGUUGAUCCGGGUAGCUACAAAUUUCAUUAUACCCAGGAUACUUCAUCAGAAGGUAAUGCUUUUGAAAGACCGAGUACCAGGACAGCAAAAGCAUGGGGCAUUUACGGACUUGUUUCGCGCUGUGGACAUGAUUCUUCCACGCUUCGAACUCUGGUUGUCCUGCUAGGCCUGUGGGUGAUCCACGCUGUUGGGGAUCCACCGUCGCUCAGGUUGAGAGGUCUGUCGAUACGUACUAGUACAGAUGGAACUUUCGACUGUAUGUGGCGAUGGUUGGGGCAUAUUACGUGUGGUCUCGUCGUCUGCUCAGACUACUCUAGGCCAGUGCAGGACCCGGCCAACUCUAUACAGAUACAAUCCACGUUACCACCAUAUUCCCGGCAGCAGACUGGCAAAGAUACGAGAUCCGCGGCUGAUUGUCCAUAAACUUUCAACCUGAGAUGCCAAAACCACGAGCCCAGGUCAGACCUUCGACUUUAACAGGCCACUUGUCUGGGUGGAACUGGGACCGCACCAUGCGGAGCGAGCAAAUCGAGAGCAGGCUAUGAUUUAGACAGCUAGGUUCAGAACAGUCCGUUCCCUAGUUUGCUGCCAGCCAACUCUGUUUUCAGAAAGUCCUCCGUCAACAACGGUGGAAGCCGCGGAAAUAACUUCUGUCACGGCACCGGGCGUCCCCACUCCGUGGGCUUUCGUGUCGAGGGCCAGAAGAAGGUUCCAGUUUGAAUUUCACACAAGGACCGGGCAGCUAUGCUCCUUCGCUAAUUAGUGCGAAGUGGAGUGUCAGAAGCAUGCAUCAGAAAGGGAGUGCUGUGUGCAGUGUGCACCGAUGUACAAGCCCAACAGGGACAGCUGGGUGACCCAGUGUUUGGACCUCCCUAAGUCCUGGCAGCUAAAGGCUGUUACAACUUACGCUGGCAGGUGAUUGUUUGUAGGAAGAAACACUGGCGACUCCGAGCCGAGAAACGCAGAUGUUACAGUGACACCUUUCCCGCACUUUUGAAGGCGGACUACCUCAAAAUGACACAGAAAGCACUCUGGACGGUGCUUACAUGGUUUCUGGACAUGCAGAGCCAUUACCUGUGGAUUUUGCGGGGGACGCUUAUUACUCCUAUUUCUUACAGGUGCUCUGUAAGGGUGUUGAUGAGUUCCACGACAUAACACUUGGAUGUGCUGUAGAUGGCAUUGGCACCUCCCAAGAUCACUUGACAGCUUCUGUGCUCUGGUUUUGAGUCUGCGAAUAUCCCGGUCCUGCGAUCAGAACUAUAAUAUUCAUCAGCUCCAGGAAUGAGCUUACGAUUUCCACCCCAUCUGUGCCCCGAAGUUAUGGACGAGUCGAGGAAACUCCCAACAAGAUGCUUCUAUUACUUCCGUGCUCGGGCGGAAGUUGGGGAACUGCAUAUAAACAAUUCGGGCUGAUUGCUUCAGAUGAUGAAGCUGAUGGUUUAUCCUCGACGAUCACCCAGCCACAGGAGCAUUAAUACAUCAUCCGUACUCCAUCCGGGAGCACUUUUUCAACAAGGCGCUUCCGCUUUCUAGCCAUGCCAGCACCACUGAUGCUCAGUUCUUCGUCAGCAUUUAGGUGAUAACGGCUAGUCCAGGUCCUGGUUCAGCCACCAUUCUUCCAAUGAUCACGAAAUGGCCACCUUUGCACCAAAAAACGCGUUGAGCUUUGGACUUGACCCCUGGAUAGUCCGGCAUCAAACAGAUGGACUCGGCAUCGUCACCUUUACACAGCUUGUGGCUAUGACUGCCUUGUCCUAGGCCAGAGGUCCAUGUUAUAUAUAUAGUUUACAUCAUGAUCAGAAAGGGCAUUGUGCAGGGAUGUUGCAACGGAAGUAUAAGCUAACAUAAGUACGGGCUCCGAUUGACUUUUUUUUCGCACGUCUAGCACCUUCCCGGCCUGGGCUGCCCGUGGUGCUAGGUUCCAUCCAAAAUAACAAAAAGAGAGUUUUGGCAAGACUUGGUGAAGUAAUCACUUGCUUAAUGCAUUCUUCGACCUCAAAUACACUUUCAGCAUGCAGUACUCCCUAGUACGAGCAGAGCUCAGAUGCACUCAGUGCGCGGCAGGGAUGAUUCACUUACAACGUAGCCUGAGCCCAUGACCCUCGUUGACUAGGACUGACCCGGAGUCCUACGAUCAUGCCUGUUGUUGCCCUUACCUUCUACCGCACCGCGUUCAGCAACCGCCUGCCUGCAAAAGCUGUCAGCUCAGAAUUGACAACUUCGCAAAUGCCCCCAGUCUCUACUCGCGCGAAACACCAGACACCGAAGAUAACCUGACCUUGAAGAGCUUCGACGAGCCCCUGGUUCAACUCGACAACGCCUGGCUUUUUUGCUUGUCUCCCUGCAUUGUAAUCACUGCAGGGGAUUCAUUCAAGCACAGCCCGGAACACUUUCCUAAGAAUGUACUGCGUUCCAGGGAUGUUUGAGCUGGGGGCCAUCUGGGUGAUCAAAAUCAAAUCGCUGCUUUGAGUGAGGCAAGGCUAAGGGCGUCAAACAGACUCCCGGCAGCUGUUUGGCCGAUGUUAAGUGUUUGUACCCAAUUCUACCGUUUGCCUUGGAAAUAUGUUCCCAUGGUGUACACAUGGGUGCUGCUGAUGGGCCACAUUGGGCUUCAAUGAUACGAAUACAGGAUUCUCUACCGUAAAUACCUCAAUGGCAAACCACCGAGCAUGGCCACGCUUCAUGACUACCUUCUCCUCUACGCGUCCUACUUGACAUACUUUGUGCCCAAACGCACCACUGACGACCGAGGAAGUUCUCAGCGUUGUUAUGAAGAGUGCAGUAUAGAAGAUUGCGAAGCGCCACUCCUUCUAUCGUGUUUUAGGAGCACAUUUGGAUCAUGCUGGGGCUGGUUUCAGGACAGUGUGGGCGAAUGCUUACUGGCACACAGUAUUAUACCGUUGACAUCCUUGGUUCUGGCUUCAGAACCUGAGAAGAAAAGUGAGACGAAUAGAGGUACUUCUUCAGGUUGUUUCUCAAUCGUGCACAGCAGAGGUGGAACAAGAGUGUUAUAUCUUUGGUUCCCGAAUCGCUCCGUCGCUCCAAGAUUACGGCCACGAUGAUUUCUCGCGAAGUUACGGACAUACCGUCUCUCAUGAUUCAGAAGCAGCCCGAGGAACCGAGACUCUACGAGAGUAUCUUCUCAUGGCACAAGUAAAGUUGGAAGGAAGUUGGACCUAUGAGGUUCCAGAACGACACAACACCGUUUGGGCACGGCAAUAUCUUGUGGAAAAGCAAAGGCGGGGUCAAGUAUUGGAAACAAGUGUCUGGGGCCAGUUGCAAAAACCGACAAACGAACAAGAGAACAGAAUAGAAAAGUUCAGCUAGGAGCCCUGCGGAAGCCUGCCGUAUUUUCCGGUGAAUUACUCGAACCUUUUACCCUUUUGUCUGCAACAACUUGAUCAUGGACACGGCAAGAGCUUGCUGACUGUUGCGGCGGCAUCAAAGGCACAGGGCCUACGUUUUUGAUGAACAAUGUUGACUUCAUGGCCAGCAGGGCUGCAUAGACACGUGGAAAAGCACGAUCGAUCGUUCAAUACUUCGAAUUCGGGCGGGCAUGGCUCAGGAGUUUUGAACCGACACGACGACCUUCCUCCCACCCUUACGAAGUGCUAUGCUACCACAAGAAAAUAUCGAACAGUGAUGGCCCAGUACGAGGAAAGGGUGUCUAAUUCCACUGUGGUCCAUUGCUACCAGCAACAAGGAAGAUAUGAUCUCGGAAAGUUUGUUCGUCCACAGUUAACCCAAAAAGCAGGCCACAAAUCCGGCGUGUGGUGGCGCGAGGCUGUGGUGGUUCAGGGGGCGUGGAAAUGUGCUAGCCACACGACUGCCACUAGCUGAACUAGAUGUGUACUACCCAUGCUAAUUUCGUCUCACGACAGCGAGCACCAGAGUGAUGACCACUACUUGGUAGGUACUACUACAAGCGACCAGACUUGUUUGGCCAGGACCGCUGUCAUGGUACACAACCGAGUUGGCAUACGUCAGUCCAUCUCGGUUGGCUCCCGGCAAACCAUCUCGGUACUACCUAACGUACUGGCAGAUCCUUUCUCGCUGGCCAAACACUCGACCAAAGCCCCCGUUGACAACUUAUCUCGGUACUACUGCACUUACCGCAGAAGCAUGUAUUUAUCUGAUGCAACGGGUGGUACUCAUGUACCAUGUACUUCAGGUACCUGUAUCAAGGUGUGUCUGGCACCUGACCAGCGUAAGUCCUUUGGUCAGAUGAUAGCACCAUUGAAGCAGUGCCAACAAGGCGGAAAGGAGAAGGGGUGGCAAGGCUGAUGUAGAUAAGAUUAGAUGCAAUCUCCUGUGUUCCAGAACUGCCACUGGCCGUGCAAGCCCGCGUAAUCACCGUUAUCGGCUCAAUCAGCCGCGGGUAAGGUGCC
This is a messenger RNA of Exophiala dermatitidis NIH/UT8656, 10360 nucleotides long. RefSeq lists its product as hypothetical. The record is from RefSeq and is a predicted model, not a curated record. The transcript is spliced from 6 exons. The coding region runs from base 1684 to 2607 and encodes 307 amino acids. Lineage: Eukaryota; Fungi; Ascomycota; Eurotiomycetes; Chaetothyriales; Herpotrichiellaceae. Gene Ontology annotation, molecular function: RNA polymerase II cis-regulatory region sequence-specific DNA binding; DNA-binding transcription factor activity, RNA polymerase II-specific. Gene Ontology annotation, biological process: regulation of transcription by RNA polymerase II.